This is a messenger RNA of Sclerotinia sclerotiorum 1980 UF-70, 1014 nucleotides long. RefSeq lists its product as hypothetical. The record is from RefSeq and is a predicted model, not a curated record. The transcript is spliced from 2 exons. Lineage: Eukaryota; Fungi; Ascomycota; Leotiomycetes; Helotiales; Sclerotiniaceae. Bases 1 to 1014 code for a protein of 337 amino acids.
AUGGCUACUCCAAAAACUGCGAUGAAGGUUGUCUUCGGUUCCAUGACCGUUGGUAGACCAGGCGAAACCAUUCGUAUCACAACCGUUGAAGGUGCCCAAAAGAUCCUCGAUGUAUUCCAAAAACAUGGACAUUCAGAGGUCGAUUCCGCCCGAGCCUACGGCGGCGGCUCAACCGAAGAAAGACUCGCAGAAAUCGGCUGGCAAGAUCGUGGUCUCAUCAUGCAAACCAAGCUCUAUCCCACCAAGGGAAAAGGCAUGACAGCACUCAGCAGAGAGGAAUACUCCCAUUCAGCCGCCGAUAUCCGUCGCGGUUUCGAAGCCAGUAUGAAAGCGCUCAAAGCCGAUAAAAUUGAGAUGUUCUACCUCCACGGCCCAGACCGUAAUACACCAUUCGAAGAAACCCUCAGCGAAGUUAACAAGCUCCACCAAGAGGGGAAAUUCGACCGUUUCGGUAUCUCCAAUUAUGCAUCCUGGGAAGUAGCCAGACUGUGUGAUAUUGCCGAGAAAAACGGCUGGAUCAAACCAUCCGUCUAUCAAGGCCUGUACAACGCAUUCAAUCGAUCCAUUGAAGCCGAACUUAUCCCCUGUCUCCGUUACUAUGGAAUUGCCCUUUACGCAUUCCAACCCCUAGCCGGAGGGUUCCUAACCUCCAAAUACCACCGCGAUCAAACCGAAUAUGAAGCCAACUCACGUUUCGAUCCUGCCAAAUUUCAAGGAAAAUUGCACCACGGUCGUUACAUUAAUGAGCGAAAUUUCUACGCUUUAGAAGAUAUCCUUCGACCUGUGUGUAAGAAAUAUGGACUCACGGAGGCAGAGUGUGGAUUGAGAUGGAUGGUGCAUCAUUCGGUGAUGAAAAAUGAGUUAGGCGAUGCGGUAAUUGUGGGGGCUAGUAGUCCAGAGCAGUUGGAGGAGAAUUUGGUGGAUUUGGAGAAGGGAAAAUUGCCGGAUGAGGUGGUGGAGGCAUUGGAGGCGGCGUGGAAGCAUAUUUCUGGGGUUUACAAGUAUUUCCAUUAG